Messenger RNA from Purpureocillium takamizusanense, 2568 nucleotides. RefSeq lists its product as uncharacterized. Gene Ontology annotation, molecular function: ATP hydrolysis activity; ATP binding. The transcript has 4 exons. The coding region runs from base 1 to 2568 and encodes 855 amino acids. NCBI's taxonomy places the organism in Eukaryota, Fungi, Ascomycota, Sordariomycetes, Hypocreales, Ophiocordycipitaceae. The record is from RefSeq and is a predicted model, not a curated record.
AUGGGCGAAUCUCCCGCAGGAUACUCCACCUACACGAAGCUCAUACGGGACGGCGACGCCGGGUCCGAGAGCGAGGGCGGGGAGCGGCGGCGCGUGUCCAACGGGCGCUUCUUCGACGUGACGGAGCACUGGCUGUCCGACUACGAGCCGGGCGAGUGCGUGCCGACGGGGGAGGACCCGGGCAGCGGCAGCAGGGCGUCGCGGGGCCGCUUCUCGGAGAACUCGCUGUUGCUGCGGCGCGUCGUCAAGAACCAGCGGGCGCCGCAGCUGCAGCUGGAGAUUCAGUCGCCGACGCUGCAGCGGGCGUUCCGCGAGGCGACGAGGGGCAUGGCGCGGUCGACGAGCCUGUCGUACGGGGACCCCGUCGUCAUACAGGCGCCGUACUAUGAGCUGUACUACUUUCGGCCGGAGCUGGAGGCGGCGCUGGCAGCGGCGACGAGGAGGGCGGCGGUGACGGCGGCGGCAGUGGCGGCGGUGAGGUCCGGGACGGAGAAGGAAAAGGGGAAGCGGGAGGGGGGCAAGGAGGAGGAGGAGGACAAGGACAAGGAAAAGGAGGACAAGGACAAGGAAAAGGGAAAGGAAAAGGAGGCGGCAGAGGCGGAGCAUCUUCGACGAGAGCUUCAUCUGUUCCGGGACUUUGAGGCGGCGCACCUGACGCAGACGCUCAAGCUCACGCAGGUCGAGGACCACAUCCGGGAGGGGACGAUGCGCUUCGAGCACCUGUGGUCGCUGUUUAAGCCGGGCGAGAUGCUCGUGCUGCAGACGCAGGCGGUGACGAAGACGGCCACGAAGAUGACGACGACGACGAAGACGAAGACGACGAUGGGGGCGGCGACGAUGACGCGGACGUGCGCGGUGCUGCGCAAGUACUGGACCGACCCGGACAACGGCAAGUGGUUCAUCGAGGUGCAGCGCAUGGCCUUUGACGGGCACCGGUUCGGCCCCGUGUGGGAGCGCUUCUCCUUCCUCAUCUUCCCGGGCGCGGUGCCCAUCGACUCGCUGGGCGCGUACCCGCUGGCCUGCUGCUGCUGCGGCGCGGACGGGGAGGAGGAGGAGGCGGUGCGGGAGGAGCUGAGGGCUCAGGGGCGGGCGUUUGUGAAGCUCUGCCGGGACGCGCAGAGGGCGGGGCGUCGUGGGAGCCGCCGUCGUCGUCGUAGGGGGGGAGGAGUUGGCGUGGUGGUGGAGGAGGAGGAGGAGGGGGAAGAAGAAGAGGAAGAGGAAGAGGAAGAGGAAGAAGAAGAGGCGUGUCUGCGCGAGUAUAGCGGCCCCGUGUGGGUGGCCCACGAGCCGCGGGAUCGCACGGGGACCGGCUUCUUUGACACGCCCGAGGACACGAUACAGGGCCGCGUCCUCGUCGAUCCCAAGGGCUUCUUCGACGAGUAUCCCGGGUUCCGCCCUCACAUUCUCUCCCGCGACAAGUCGCUGCCCCUCGCCCUCCCGCCUCUCUACCGCAACAACAAGACCAACAGCUCGUCGUCCUCCAGCAGCUCCGAUGAUGAACAGGGCCACCACCACGGCGGCGACGACAAGACGGGAGACGGAGACGGAGGAGACCAACGCAUCCAGGGCGUCGACGACUUCUCCGACGACGAGCUCAUCUGCUUCCCCAACAUGAUCCCCGGCUACUCCCUGGCCACCAAGCACGUCGGCUUCUUCGCCGUCGGCGACUUCCGCGCCGUGUCGUGGGAGGAGGACGAGGCGGCCAAGCUGUUUGGCAGCUCGCAAAAGAUGCGCGCCGUGCACCGCGUCAUCUCGGGCUACUCGUCCGACUCGAGCUCCUUUGCCUACUCGAUCGGCGGCAAGGGCAAGGGCUUGGUGUUUUUGUUCUUUGGGCCCUCGGGGACGGGCAAGACUCUUACGGCAGAGUGCGUGGCGGAGAUCCUCCACCGGCCGCUGUACCGCGUCAGUGGCUCCGACCUGGGCUCGCAGCCCGGCGACAUCGAGAAGAAGCUCCUCGCGGCCUUUCAACGCAUCUCGCGCUGGAAGGCGAUUCUUCUCCUCGACGAGGCGGACGCCUUCAUGGCGAAGCGCGGCGACGACAGCUUGGAGAGGAACACCCUGGUAGCGAUCCUCCUACGACUCCUAGAGUACCAGUCCGGCAUCGUCAUCUUGACCACCAACCGGCAGUCUGAGUUCGACCCGGCCUUUAGCUCCCGCAUCCACCUCAACAUCCACUUCCAGGCGCUCACGCCUCCGGAGCGCGAGAUCAUCUGGCGCAGCCACGGCAGCCGCAGCGGUAGCAACAGCAGCAGCAGCAGUAGAAAGAGGGCCACCACGUCCCCCCUGUCGGACGACGACUACGCCGCGCUGAGCCAGCUGGACAUGGACGGGCGGUCCAUCAAGAACGCGUUCCACGUGGCCGAGCUCUACGCGCGCGCCGGCGGAGCGGCGGCGUCGUCGUCAGCGGCACACGCCGGCGAGGGGGAGGUGGUCGUCUCGCUGGCGGAUCUAAAGGAGGUGCUGCAGAUCUCGCAGGGGGACGUCGAGCCCGAGUUGAGGGCGCAGCUCGAGAGGUUUUGCGGGGGCGGGCAUUUUUCCAACAAUGUUGGUGAUCAAGUUGGUUACUAA